CUAAAUUGUUCUUUGACCUUUGAUCCUAAACAUGGCGGCAAAGUGAACGGGACAAUUUUUUGUGGUGACUUUAGCUCAAAUUUAGGCCUUUCUCGAGCCUUACAGAGAUGACACGUAUGCGGGAGAACGACCUGAACCGUCCCGGGGCGGCAGGGAACAUACCGGGGGAGCCAGACGGCUGGAGCUGGCUGCUGGGCUUCGUUAUACCGGCCGUGGUGCCGCCGCUUGUCGCUUGGAUUGUCCACAGGACUGAUGAAAAGGAGAAACAAAAGUUGGAGAAAGAACACCAACAUGAAACCUUGAAAGCCAAGAUACAGAUGGACCAUCUUGAGCAAGAAAGUGGCACUGUUCGUGACAAACUGACAAGCGUGCAAGAAGAAAACUCUAAGCUGCGUGCAAAGCUGGCAAGUCAUCACGAAGUCAAGGAAAGGGAUCAACACUACAUCUCAAAGCUGGAAGAAGAAAACCAAACCCUCAAGCAAGACUACAAGAAACAGCAAGAGCAAAUAUACCAGCUUGCACAAAGGCUUAGCGAUGCAUAUGUAGAAACAAAUGUUUCGAAGGAACCGGAAAGUCCGAAGGAAGCCAGAAUGGGACCCUUUGGUUUCACUUUGAAGGACUCGCAGGCGUACAAACAGAAGGAACGAGAGAUCCGUGCAAAGGAGGAAUACCUUACCAAGCUAGAGAAGCAGCUACGAGAGAGACAAGACAUGAAGUGUAGUUACUGGAACCCCAUGAAGAGCAGCUGGCAUCGGGAGCACCUAGAGCGACAGAUGUUGGGAGAGGCGGACACCAGCGUCCACGCUCGCGGUCUCCGCGUUCCGGCAGCUCUGCGCGAGAUCUUCAAGUACGACGACUACUGCGCACAGAGACCAGAGGAUCAUGGGAGACUAAUGUGGACAUUUUGGAGGCAGUGGAAGAUGGAGGUAGAGAGGGAGAAGUAUAAACUGUUGGCUGAGAGAUUGGCUCAGGAUCCACGCAAGAAUUAACAAUUAUGAAAGCUAGAGUAGCAUCAAGGAUACAAAUUCUUCCUAAAUACUUAUGCUGAAGCAACCUCAUUUAAAACAGUGAAACAAUUUGCUAAAGCUAUACAGUAAAGAAAGUUCAGAAAUCUAAUGAUAGUUCCCUGUAUCAUAAUUCCUGUUGAUUUAGACUGAUUCACAAAGUUUGCAAAGUUAUAACAGAAUGAUAUGAAAGAAUGGGUUAUGUGAUUGCUCCAUUGUCUAAUAUCCUAUAAGAUCUUUCCUAACCUCUCCAGAUUUGAAUGAUCAACUGUUCCUAAAUACACUGUAAAUUUGUCAUCUAGUAUAAAUGCUAGAAAAUGGCUUGAUUUUAGACCAUUACUUUGUAACAAAGUAAUAUGACAGUUACAAUAUUAAUUAAAGUUACAUGAACAAGGGAUUUACUUAAGAGAAAUCUUACUAUGAAAGAAAGACCACAAAGUUACAAAUUGUAUAUGACUGCUGCUAGGAAGGAAUGUACACUGUACAUUGUAUAAUGUGUAUAGAAAUUUCAUGUAAAUUACCAAUAUUGCAUUGUUAGGGAGAUACAUAUAGCAAGACCUGCGGUGAAAAUUAAAAUUGAAUUGC
Molecule: messenger RNA, 1589 nt
Organism: Branchiostoma floridae (Florida lancelet)
Lineage: Eukaryota; Metazoa; Chordata; Leptocardii; Amphioxiformes; Branchiostomatidae
Product: coiled-coil domain-containing protein 127-like
Exons: 2
Coding region: 108-989 (293 amino acids)
Source: RefSeq, a predicted model, not a curated record